UUUGUUUUUGCCGAUAACCCCCAACCCAACCCAACCCAACCCAACCCUAGCCCCAGUGGUUCGCCUGGUAUUUUUUCAGCUUCGAUCGAGACGAAACAUCCACCACUGCGAAUCACCACUUGUUUUGGUCGACAUCUCAUCUCAAAGCUGCAGAGAUGACUUGGUGUCAACAUUGUGCACAAAAUACUGACACACAUCGUGAUUAUUCAACCGGCACCAUAUGCUGUGUUGAUUGUGGAAAAGUAGUAUCUCAAGAAGUAUACACAGAAGAUACCCAAUUUGUUAAAGAUGCAGCAGGAGGGGCCCGUAUGGAUGGCAAUAUUGUUAGAUCGGCUACAACUUCUUUUGCGGACUCGCAUAGAAGGACAUUGAGUAAAGGGAAUGAUAUAAUUUAUUGGCUCAUAGAAAAAUACGGGAUCAAUGAUGUUAAUCAUGCUACUCAGUAUUACGUGAUAGCUGUUGAGCGUGGGUUCACGAGAGGACGUAGAACGGCACAAGUUGCAGGUGCUUGUCUCUAUGUUGCGUGUCGGGAAAAGGAGAAACCGUUUCUGCUUAUAGAAUUCUCGAGUGAAUUGGGUGUUAGUGUCUACGAGUUGGGCACUGUUUAUUUACAGCUUUGCCAAUUGUUGAGCCUCCAGAAUCAUCCAUUUGUACAAAGACCAGUUGAUCCUAGCCUUUUUAUGCAUAGAUACACUAGGGAACUAAUGAAAGAUGGAGACAAUAAGAACGUCCUGAACACUGCAUUGCAUCUUGCAGUUAGUAUGAAAAGAGAUUGGAUUCAGACAGGAAGGAAACCUAGUGGGAUAUGUGCUGCAGCUAUUUAUGUUUCUUCUGUGUUACAUGGAUAUAAUUUUUCAAAAGCCGAUGUCGUUAAAGCUGUACACAUUUGUGAAGCAACGUUGACAAAGCGACUGAUUGAGUUUGAAAACACAGAAGCUGGGAGUUUAACAAUUGAAGAGUUCACUCAGAGCGCCUUGAGUUAUGAGGAGGAAAUGCAGUCUUGUAAACAAUCUGCCGAUGAUCUAAAGUUGCCUGGAAUGACAGAUGUGGUUUGCGAGCACAAAAGGAGUGCAGUUCAAUCUGGUUUUGGGCUUUGCAAGGAUUGCUAUAUGGAGUUUUGUGGUGGACUUGAGGGUUCGGAACCUCCAGCAUUUCAACGUGCCCAAGUGGAAAGAUUAUCCGUGAUAGAGGGAACACAGGGUAACAUGAAAGAAACUGAAAAUACAGUCACUUCAACAGAAGUCGAACGCGUUGCUCUCAACUCUGGAAAACUUGACAAUAGUGUUGAUGCUGUUGAAAGCUCAAAGGAGGCUGUUGAAAGCUCAAAGGAGGCCCUUGCUGAUGAAAAUGAUACGAAUGAUAAUAACGAGACUGAUGAAAGUGAUGCCUUUGACGAUCUGGAUGAUUCUGAGAUCACUGGCUACAUACUUGACCCUGAAGAAAGUUCUUAUAAGACGAAACUAUGGGAACUAAUCAACGGAAAAGAGAAUAUGCAGGAACGAGCUGCUAAGGAAGCUGCUGCUAAGGAGGCUGCAAGCAAAAAAGACAAAAUCAAAAGAAAGAGAGAGGUAGAGGCUAACAUUAAGCCUCCCCAAACAGCGGGAGAAGCUGCCAGUCAACAUUUUUCGAAGAAAUUUGGUUCAAAAUUUAAUUACGAGGCGAUGGCUCGUCUCUUUGAUGAGGAGCCAAUCCCUAAACAUCGUGUCGAUGAUCAGAUGGUGGCGGAAGUAUGACAACGAACAACAUAUUGGUGGAGGUAAUGGCGGUGAUUAUGAUUUAAUACUUUUGAACUCAACACCUAUUUUUUUUUUUAAAUAUAUAUGAAAUUGUUGUAAAAGUUUUUGUUCUUUGUUGUAUGCAUAUAUUUUUUUUUUCUUCUGGUAGGAUGCUUAAUUAAACUAUGGUAAUGAAAGAUGUUGGAAAUAUUUUAAUUUG
Helianthus annuus (common sunflower) is the source of this 1935-nucleotide messenger RNA. RefSeq names its product transcription factor IIIB 60 kDa subunit. Lineage: Eukaryota; Viridiplantae; Streptophyta; Magnoliopsida; Asterales; Asteraceae. Gene Ontology annotation, molecular function: RNA polymerase III general transcription initiation factor activity; TBP-class protein binding; RNA polymerase III type 3 promoter sequence-specific DNA binding. The coding region runs from base 156 to 1733 and encodes 525 amino acids. Gene Ontology annotation, cellular component: nucleus; transcription preinitiation complex; transcription factor TFIIIB complex. The transcript is spliced from 19 exons. Gene Ontology annotation, biological process: transcription preinitiation complex assembly; DNA-templated transcription initiation; transcription by RNA polymerase III. The record is from RefSeq and is a predicted model, not a curated record.